AUGAUCAUUCCUCUGCUCGAUGUUACCCAUGCAAUCGAGCUCAUUCCUGUUUACGGGGACAGAGCUAAUCGUGCUGUUGACUCCUCGACGUGUUUGGAAAGCUAUGAUACCUUCUACCUUAACAAUUUUUCAGACAAAGAAUGGUACCACACGCUACACACAGAUUUCAUUGAGUUGUCAGAUCUCCACCAAUCGCAUGGCUUUGCUACUGAAGUCGUAAGCGUUCACCAUCUGUACACAAGACUUAGUACUGCGAUGCGGUUCUCUACUCUAGCAUUUGUUGCAUUGAUACUGCAACCUGUCCUUUCCAGCAACGUCGAGGAAAGCACUUGUUCUUAUGAUAGUGAAGGUUUAGAGGUGGCCAACGAGGGAGGAUGGGGACUAGUGAAAUGUGAGUACAUCCGUGGCUACCAUUUUCAAUCAUUCAAUGAGAAAGUGUCAACAGCGGCAUUGUUCGGCAAGUCAAUGCAAGUUGCAGAAACAUUACGUGGUCACUUUGAUGGCCUGCUCAGUCAUGAAGGCGCCAAUAGUCUCACAGAACAACUUGACUCUUUGUCUGCUUCAGCAUACACGCUGUACGAUGGAUUGCACAUUCCAAGUGCGGGAGAGUCCUGGGACAAAAUCGUGGGGCUCGGUUCAAAUAUCCAAGGGAAUGUAGACGAACUCUUCCAACAUGCCAAGGAACUUUAUCCCUCAAAGAUAUCGGAGUUCAAGAAGUCUGUGAAUAGUGUUGUCAGUACAGCUACAUCACUGCACCAAGUUGUUAAAGGAGCCGCAGAACAACGUGAAAUUCCUCUCGAUUCAGUAUUAGACGAACUUCGAAAUACCCUGCAUGUCCUAUUUGAAGAGCUUAAAGAGCAGUUCCCGCCACCCGAGGAGGCUCCCGGUCAUGAGAAUCGUACCCUCAUAAUCAACACAGUUCUUGAUCGCGUCGAGGAGACUUUUCUACGGGUUGCCAUCAAGUACGGAGCAAGUGAGGAAGUCCUGAAAAAUCACACCAGUUCUCUCAUGUCUGGUGUUCGACAUAUUGUGGGGAUCGUCGGAGACCUUUACGAACAACACCCUCAGCUGGCAUGGACCUUCUUUAGCAUUGCGAUUGCCCCGCUAUUUGCACAGGGGCUUCUUCUCUCAGCCCUCAGGAUAUUUGGAUUUGGGCCAUUGGGACCAAUUGCAGGAGCUCCUGCUGCAUGGUUGCAAGCGUGGUUAUUUCGCGGGGCUAUCCCAGCAGGUAAUUGGUUUGCGAUACUUCAGCGCAUAGCCAUGAGAGGUGCAAUGUUUUAA
Messenger RNA from Suillus fuscotomentosus, 1281 nucleotides. RefSeq lists its product as uncharacterized. The record is from RefSeq and is a predicted model, not a curated record. The transcript has 6 exons. Lineage: Eukaryota; Fungi; Basidiomycota; Agaricomycetes; Boletales; Suillaceae. The coding region runs from base 1 to 1281 and encodes 426 amino acids.